Molecule: messenger RNA, 1376 nt
Organism: Achroia grisella
Lineage: Eukaryota; Metazoa; Arthropoda; Insecta; Lepidoptera; Pyralidae
Gene: P32
Product: complement component 1 Q subcomponent-binding protein, mitochondrial
Exons: 6
Coding region: 107-964 (285 amino acids)
Biological process (GO): cytosolic ribosome assembly
Cellular component (GO): mitochondrial matrix
Source: RefSeq, a predicted model, not a curated record
AAUACUGAACUGAUUAAAAAAAAGUUGCUGCUAUUUUUUUGACAAAUUUUAAAAACUUUUGUUUCACUGUUCGUCCCAAAAAAUCUAAGCCCGCAUUAUUAUCAAAAUGAAUGGUUUAGUGAAAACCGCUCACAGAGUUAUAAAUUGCGUUAAACAUUCGAGCUUAACGAGUGCACUGGUGACCCGCUCCCAAGCUCCCGUCAAACGCGAUUUCACGAGGGGAAUAUGGCAUAUGAGCUGUUCCAAGAGACUUGAGGGCCCCACCGCAACUGGAUUACUUCACAAUCAUUCCAAUACCUGCAGUUGCGGUUGUGGUCUCAAAGCUAUACAUACCAAAGAUAAAGAAGACCAAUCAAUGCAACCUAAGCCCCUCGGUGAAAGAGAACUAGUAGAGUUCCUUACAGAAGAAAUAGUGGCAGAACGGAAAGCACAGAAGGUUAAAAGCUUACCCAGCGAUGUGGAGGGCUUCACCGUGAAGGGAGAUGGAGCAGAGGUUGUGCUUAGCAAACAACUUAAAGAUGAACUCAUCAGAAUUACCUUCAAUGUGAACCAUACAGUAGACUCUGAUGACUACGAGGGUGAGGUACAGCAGGAGAAGCAGGAAUUUGCUGAGAUGCGCUCAAAGCCGCAGUUUGAGGUCGACGUUGUGCGCGGCGACACCACACUAGGAUUCACCUGUUCGUUUUUGCAAGAGCCACCAGCAACAAGUGGUGAUGAAUACAAUGAUGUCUUCGGCAUCGACGAGGUAACGAUCUACAAAGGAGAGUGGAACGACAAAGUGUACGCAGUCGCCGGGGAUGUGCUAGAUGGGUAUCUGUAUGAUCUCCUAAUGAAUCUGUUAGAAGAGAAAGGGAUCAGCAACGACUUCGUGCAAAAGUUGUCAGACUUAAGCACGGCGUACGAGCACUCAGCAUACAUCAACUUACUGGAAACCAUUUCCAAAUUCACCAUCGGCAAACAGUAGACACCAAUUAUGACUUGGUCGACAGGUAGAACUCCAGAGAGAAUUCAACAGAGAAGAGAGAGUUCUCGAACAAAAAUAGUCUAUAUAAAAUAUGUUAUUGUUUUGUUAGUCCAUUAUAAAAUUGUUUUGCCAAAAUGAUAUUACCAAUUACAUAUAUAUUUAUAUUUCAUAUAAAAGUACAAAUAGAGUUGCAAAUUGUAUUCAUAAUUUUCUGAAAUAUGCAUUUUGAAGUUACAGAAAGUCUUAGCUCGAAUUUAAUCUUAUGUUUGUAGAACCUGUGGUAGAACGGAUGUAGAGAAAGGAGCAUUUAUGCGUGAGGCGACAGCUUUAAGUUAGUUAGUUAUGCAACCAUUGGUUGCUGUGUUAAUUAUGUUUAGUUAAUACUUGUCUCAAUAAAAUUGUUCCAUACCUU